Danio aesculapii is the source of this 5275-nucleotide messenger RNA. It is a transcript of the gene ppp1r13bb, whose product is annotated as protein phosphatase 1, regulatory subunit 13Bb. NCBI's taxonomy places the organism in Eukaryota, Metazoa, Chordata, Actinopteri, Cypriniformes, Danionidae. Gene Ontology annotation, molecular function: p53 binding; transcription factor binding. The record is from RefSeq and is a predicted model, not a curated record. Gene Ontology annotation, biological process: regulation of apoptotic process; apoptotic process; negative regulation of cell cycle. Gene Ontology annotation, cellular component: nucleus.
GUGCAAUCAUUUAACACAAGAGCGCGAGCUCAGCCAGUUCAGGGCAGUGUUGCUAGACUUAUACUGCGUUUUGUUUUAAUUCUCUAACUAAUAUCACGCCAAUAACUGACUGCAGUCGGAGGAAUACGCCUGUUCUGAUUUGGUUUCCACCCAUUCGCUUCACGUAUCGCAGCGUUUUCACCUGGCUUCGGCUAGCAGGCUAACUUGUUUAGCCAUCUCGCGAGUUAAUCGAUACUCGGCUGCUUUCAGGAUACGAGGAACACCUCAUGCACAUCAUUUUCUGAACGAUUAUGGCACACGUCUACACCUGACACAGGGCUGUGAUCUCGGUAGGAUGUUUUGAAAGGCAAAGCGAAGCUGAAGACCAGAUGUUCCUCUGACAAAAGUAAAGAUGAUGCCUAUGAUUUUAACGGUGUAUUUGAGUGAUGGGGAGCAGGCCUUGACGGAGGUGCCCAUCACUCCAGAGACCACAUGCCGCGACGUGGUGGAGUUCUGUAAGGAACCGGGAGAAAGUGGCUGCCACCUGGCUGAGGUUUGGCGUGGAAAUGAGCGAGCCAUUCCCUUUGACCACAUGAUGUAUGAGCACCUGCAGAAAUGGGGCCCUAGGAAGCAAGAGGUCAAGUUCUACCUACGCCAUGAAGACUCGCCCACUGAAAGCAGCGAUCAGGGGAGCCAGCAGUCUCAGGAGCAGCCCAGCAGGAGAGGAGGAAGCAGCUCAGACACGCACAACGAGAACGGGGUGGGAAAUCCUCGCGUGGAGCUCACUCUCUCAGAGCUGCAGGAGAUGGCCACUCGUCAGCAGCAGCAAAUUGAGGCCCAGCAACAGAUGCUUGUCGCUAAGGAGCAGCGGUUGCGCUAUCUUAAGCAGCAGGAGAGACGGCAACAGCAGGCUGUGUCUGAAACAGAGAAACUGCAGAGGCUGAAGGAAAGAGUGGAGAGUCAAGAAGCCAAACUCAAGAAGAUCCGUGCCAUGAGGGGCCAAGUGGACUACAGCAAAGUCAUCAAUGGCAACCUGUCCGCAGAGAUCGAGCACAUCAGCGGGCUCUUCCAGGAGAAGCAGGCGGAGCUGCAGGCAGCCGUCCUGAGGGUAGAUCAGCUCAGUCAACAGCUGGAGGACCUGAGGAGAGGCAAAAUGAAUGGCCUGCAGACCAUCGGGGGUCAGGUGACCGGCACCGCUGCUCUGGAGCUCCGCAAACUCUACCAGGAGCUGCAGAUCCGCAAUAAGCUGAAUCAGGAGCAGAACAGUAAACUUCAGCAGCAGAAAGAGCUGUUGAAUAAGAGAAACAUGGAGGUGACACUGAUGGACAAGCGUAUCAAUGAGCUCAGAGAUCGACUCUACAAGAGAAAAGCUGAGGCACGUCAAAAGGAAAACCUUCCACUGAAUAGAGUAAACGGCCCUCCCUCUCCACAACCAGGCCACGGAAACACUGGCCGUGUUGCUGCUGUGGGACCCUACAUCCAGGUUCCAGUGCCAGGCAGGCAGGAGGGUUAUGCAGUGCCACCUGAACCCCUCAAACCGCAGUCGCUUGGGGUCAACACCCAAGUCAAUCAUGCACGUUCAAAGUCAGAUGGAGUGAGAAAGCCCCCAGGCCCCUGGAAGGUCUCUGAUUUAGACAUCAUAGUGGACCCCAUUGCUCCACCACCUCCAGAGCCCCGCCCAGGCCCUGGGGCUCCACCCCCAGCCACCUGCUCUGCUGCAGGGUCCGAUGGCGCUUCUCCAAAUGAUGCCAGUUGGCCUGCUCUCAAUAAGAGCAACACAUCAGUCAAACCACCAGACUGGAAGGAGUCUGGAACGGACACGACCAGUAAAACAGCAGCACCCUUAGGUGCUCCUGCAGAUAAGAUUCAGGAUUCCAGCAAAAUCGGUUCGGGUCCUCCUCCUAAUAAGCCCCAGCCUCCUCCAUAUGGAGCUCAUACCAGCAACCACCCACUCUCCUCUGCCAAUUCUGGCUCCACCAGCUCUUUGGACCGCCGUAAGGAUGUUCCUCUCCGGCCGGUGCCCAGCUUACCCAGUAACCCUCCACCGCCACCACCGGCUUGGCCACGUGUCCCACCUGCACCCACCGGCUCAUCCUCUCAACAGAUCCAGCAGCGCAUUUCUGUGCCCCCAAGUCCAACCUUUCAGCCCAAUCUACCCUUUUUCCCGCCAGGGGAGAGACCAGACCCUCCUCUGGCCGUAGCAGUGAGGCCGUUCAUUCCAGAUAAGGGCUCCAGACCACAGUCACCACGAAAAGGCCCAGCCACCAUGAACUCGAGCUCCAUUUACCACAUGUACCUACAACAAGCAGCUCCCAAAAACUACCCUCUCAACAUGAAGCCCGCAGUCAAAGCAGUGUAUGGUAAACCACUCCUACCUCCCAGCUCGACGCCCCCUCCUUUACCUUAUGGGAGUUCAGGGGCCUUCCCUGCCCUUCAGGGGCCCGGAGGAGACAUGCUGGAUUUUGAGCUGGUCGACGGUCAACUCAUAGGCGUUCCUGAACCACCUGCUCCCAGUGUGGACCACAUCCCUCGACCCCUCAGCCCCACCAAACUCACACCCAUGGUCCACUCACCCAUGCGCUACCAGAGCGAUGCCGAACUGGAGGUGUUGCGCAAGAAAUUAGCCAAUGCUCCACGGCCGCUUAAGAAGCGCAGCUCAAUUACGGAACCAGAAGGCCCCAAUGGGCCCAACAUCCAGAAGCUUCUCUAUCAGCGCUUCAACACCCUGGCUGGAGGAAUGGAGGGAGGGAUUGGUGGAGUGAGCGGACCUGGUGGAGUGACUCCAUUCUACCAGCCUACUGUCUCCACUUCUGAAAUGAUCUUUGAUGCCGACAAUGGUAAUCCACCUUCAGAAAUUCCAGCUGUGCCAUCAGAGGGCGCUGUUGCUGAGGAUGUGGUCCAGCAAGGUGAUGCCAACGAUAAUGAGCCCCCAGAAGAAGAGGCUGAGACCCUGAGCCCUCCAGCGCCAGAGCCGUCAGAAGACAGUAACAAUAAUCCUGCUGAAUCAUUAGCCGUUUUGCCAAGUCCUGUAGCUGAGGCCAGCACUCCUGAAGAAGCAGACACAUCUCUUUCAUCACAGCCCACGGGCAAACGCACUAAUCUAAAGAAGCCUGACUCUGAGCGGACAGGACACGGCCUCAGAGUGAAGUUCAACCCACUCGCUCUGCUGCUGGAUGCCUCGCUGGAGGGCGAGUUUGACCUUGUACAGAGAAUAAUCUAUGAGGUUGACAAUCCCAGCACUGCUAAUGAUGAGGGCAUCACACCUCUUCAUAACGCAGUGUGUGCUGGACACCACCAUAUCGUCAAGUUCCUUCUGGACUUUGGUGUUAAUGUGAACGCAUCAGACAGUGAUGGCUGGACGCCCUUGCACUGUGCCGCCUCCUGCAACAGCGUACACCUGUGUAAGGUGCUGGUGGAGUCUGGCGCUGCUAUUUUUGCCACCACCAUUAGUGAUGUGGAGACGGCAGCAGACAAAUGUGAGGAGAUGGAGGAGGGUUACAUACAGUGCUCACAGUUUCUCUAUGGUGUUCAAGAGAAGUUGGGUGUGAUGAAUAAGGGAAUGGUGUACGCGCUGUGGAAUUAUGAGGCUCAAAGUGCAGAUGAGCUUUCCUUUCAGGAGGGAGAUGCCAUUACUGUCCUGCGACGAAAAGAUGAUUCUGAGACCGACUGGUGGUGGAGUAAACUCAACGACAAAGAGGGCUAUGUGCCACGCAACCUAUUAGGGCUGUACCCAAGGAUAAAACCACGUCAGCGGUCUCUGGCGUAACCCUGGCUAACGACUGGACUUCCUAUAUUGAGGUGUUCGGCCUCCGUCUUUCACCUCUAUGUGCCACUUGGGUGACAGAAGGGGUGAAGCUGCUAAACCCUGAACCUGGAGGCACAACCAACCGCAUUACCCACAAACACUCUCUCCAGCAAACAGCAGGCCAAACAAGCAGCCUCAGGUCUCUGGCUCUGACCCUGUCAGCCUCCGUAUCUCCCACUCCACUCCUCACGCUUUCUUAUAUCCAUGUAAAGUGUAUCAUAGCUGUACAUCACCCCUUGGGGAUCAAGCACUAAUCACUUUGACAAGAGCUUUCCUUUAUUUCUACUUACCCAUGAUGCUUUGCUGAGGGGAACGGCUCUUUGUCGGGGAGAAAAUUCAGUAUACUUUGAUUUGAACUGGAUGAACUGAUUUUAUGUAAACCAGGGGUGUCCAAACUCAUUCCUGGAGGGCCGGUGUCCUGCAUAGUUUAGCUCCAGCUUUCUUCAACACACCUCCCUGGAAGUUGCUAGUACACCUAGAAAGAGCUUGAUUAGCUGGUUCAGAUUUAAUUGGGGUUGGAACUAAAAGAUGCAGGACACCGGCCCUCCAGGACAGAGUUUGGACACCUCUGAUGUAAACAAAGGCCUUAAAGGGACAGUUCACACAAAAAAAACAAAACCUUAUGUUUGUUUUAACUUUGCAUAAUUCUUUCUUUGGUAUUUUGAAGAAUGUUGGAAAUCGGUAGCCAUUGACUUCAAUAGUAUUCUAUAGAUGCCAAUAGGAAAGACACAAACCUUUGGAACCACUUGAGAGAGGUUAUGGUGAGUGACUUAAUUUUAGGGUGAACUGUCCCUUUAAGUGACUCUUACAAACAAGUGUAUAAACUGGAGGUAUAUGAGAGCAGAGAACAAAAGUAUCCAUAGUUUGCAUAGAACAAUUGUCUGAUCUAUGACUGACAAGUCCCAAACACGGACGGGCAUGUAUAUGAUUCAUAAAGGUGCGUAUAAAUGAGGGUGUAAGCGUUGCGUAUGGGAUUUAUGUAUGUUAUGAGCGUGAUAUUUCUUUUUUUUUUUUCACUGCAGCGAGUGUCAUACAGUGUGAGGAGUUUUUCCACACCAUGAGUGUUUUGAAGAGAGUGUGUAAAUGAAAUCAGCAAGUAUUUACCCUGCAGAAACUGACACUGUACAUUAUGGUCUGUUUGUUGGCUGUAGUGGGUUUGACCAGACUGAAAGUUCCUUUGCAUUUAUUUUACACUAUUUUAAAUGUUGAUUUCUAUUAUACCAGCUCAUUCCACUACACUCCUGUUUUUAGUCAUGUGAGAUGAUUUUUAUAUUCUGCCGCUGAGGCAGUGAAGAGCUUUAUUGUGGAGUUCAACCUUGUAAAUAUACUGUGAUGAGGAUGAGAGAGGAGACAUGCUUGACUCAAUGCUGUUAGACUAAACUGCCCGUGUGGGCCUCUGUGAAAUACAGUACAGACUCGCACCUUGUGUUCUAUACAUGUGCACAAUAAAACGAAAUGAGUCGUUGCAGAAAAUCAUUUCCCCUUGCGUUA